UAAAUUAGGGCUCAAACCUGUUCGAAGUACUCUCUCUCUCUCUCAAAUACUCUCUGUGUAUCUGAAGGUGGUGUUCAGUGACAAUGCUCUCUGGGGACAUACCGCCUAAUCAGACCAUAUACAUAAAGAAUCUCAACGAGAAGGUCAAGAAAGAAGAGUUGAAGAGAUCUCUUUACGCCUUGUUCUCGCAGUAUGGAAGGAUUCUGGACAUUGUUUCCCUGAAGACGACCAAGCUUCGAGGACAAGCAUGGGUUGUGUUUAGUGAAGUGACAGCUGCCAGUAACGCAGUGCGACAGAUGCAGAACUUUCCAUUUUAUGAAAAACCUAUGCGGAUACAAUAUGCAAAAACAAAGUCGGAUUGUGUUGCUAAAGCAGAUGGAACCUUUGCCCCAAGAGAUAAGAAAAAGAAGCAAGAGGAAAAAGCUGAAAGAAAGAGACGUGCUGAAGAAACGCAGCAAUCGGCUACUGCUAAUGGUACAAGAACAGAUAGUAAUGGAGGCCCAUCUGCAUCCUUCCGCCAAGGAAAGCCAAGCUCACAAGAAGCAGCUGCAGCUCCAAACAAUAUACUUUUUAUACAGAACUUACCCCACGAGACAAUCAGUUCGAUGCUGCAAGUUCUGUUCGAUCAAUACCCUGGUUUCAGGGAAGUUCGAAUGAUCGAGGCAAAGCCGGGAAUUGCCUUUGUAGAAUACGAGGAUGAUGUGCAGUCCUCGGUCGCCAUGCAGGCCCUUCAGGGUUUCAAAAUCACUCCUCAGCACCCCAUGGCCAUCGCAUACGCCAAGAAGUAGUAAGCAAUGUUUUUUUCUUGGUAAGUGAUGAUUUUGUGUCUGCGUAGCUUUUACUGAGGAAUUGUAUCAAUCAAUUGGGAAGAGUUUUAUACAUUGUAAUACCGUAUAUUUGCCGAGUACCAAUGACAAUGUUCUUUGUUUUGUCUA
Cornus florida is the source of this 935-nucleotide messenger RNA. Its product is annotated as U2 small nuclear ribonucleoprotein B''-like. Gene Ontology annotation, cellular component: U2 snRNP. The coding region runs from base 84 to 788 and encodes 234 amino acids. The record is from RefSeq and is a predicted model, not a curated record. NCBI's taxonomy places the organism in Eukaryota, Viridiplantae, Streptophyta, Magnoliopsida, Cornales, Cornaceae. Gene Ontology annotation, biological process: mRNA splicing, via spliceosome. The transcript has 5 exons. Gene Ontology annotation, molecular function: RNA binding.